GAAGUGUGAAAAAGUAAAAGAAGAAAAUCUAGUACAGCAACUGACUCUCAAAGGUUUGUUUCUGCAACAUUUUCAUUAGUCUUCAUGCUCAAGCCUCUCAAUUUUCAUCCGCCAUGAAUCUUUUCACAACUCUUAUCGAACCUAAAACUUUCUUUAAUGUCAACUCAUCCCCAAUCUCCAAAAGGGUUUCUGUAUUUUUCCCUGUUAGACUUCCACUUACCAUCACCAAAUGUUCAAGAGCUAAUGUUCCAUUAGCAGCUGAAGCUACUACUCGCCCUUCUCCUCCUCCUCCUCCUCCUCCUCCUCCUCCUCCUGUAGUUGCACCAAAGAUGCAGGCUAUAGAAGAGGAAAUAGAGAAGGUUAUCUAUCGAUGCCGCUUCUUGGCGAUUUUUGGUGUUUGGGGCUCUUUGUUAGGAUCCUUCCUGUGUUUUGUCAAGGGAUGCACUUAUGUUGGGUCAUCUUUUAUGGAAUACUUUGUGAAUCGUGGCAAAGUGAUUUUAUUGCUGGUAGAGGCCAUAGAUGUCUAUCUUUUAGGAACAGUUAUGCUGGUCUUUGGAAUGGGUCUAUAUGAGCUCUUUGUUAGCAAUCUGGACACUGCAAAGUUGUUUUCAGGGGAUAGAGUACCUAAUAGAUCAAACCUAUUUGGAUUAUUCACCUUAAAGGAACGGCCAAGAUGGUUAGAAAUAAAGACAGUAAAUGAUCUGAAAACGAAGCUAGGCCAUGUCAUAGUAAUGCUGCUUCUGAUUGGUUUCUUUGAGAAAAGUAAGACAGCAGUUAUACAGUCUCCCAUGGAUUUACUUUGCUUCUCGGCUGCUGUCUUCCUUUGCUCUGGUUGCCUCUACUUAUUAUCUAAGCUCCAUGGCUAAACUGAUAUGUAUAUUUUUCCUUCCUUUUUGUCUUAACCCUGAUGACAAAUGAUUUUAGAAUAUAGUUAGAAAGUAAGAUGCAUGAUCAUGUCAAUAUGCAUGUGUUGUAGAGUUCUAUUACAAAUUCAUGUCAUCAAAGGAAAUGGUGAGAUUCUAACUCUGAUGCUCACUGCUGAAACAGGCUUACCUUA
This is a messenger RNA of Ricinus communis (castor bean), 1057 nucleotides long. RefSeq lists its product as uncharacterized. The record is from RefSeq and is a predicted model, not a curated record. Bases 114 to 866 code for a protein of 250 amino acids. Lineage: Eukaryota; Viridiplantae; Streptophyta; Magnoliopsida; Malpighiales; Euphorbiaceae. The transcript has 5 exons.